GUGCCUAAAGAUUUCGGUGGGUGAAGCGGAUAACCGAAAAUUUCGUGGAAAGCAUAAAUUGAUGUGGAUGCUAUAAUCGGAAUUCAGAUUUUUGAAUCCGUUCGGUGAUAUCCAUGAGUCGUGAUGAAAAACGAUAAUAAUGCUGAAAAUUUACUUCGGCGCUGCAAGUCCGUAACCAACGCCGAAGAAAUCGCGCAUGAAGAGAAGAUCAUUCGAAGUCAGCAACCGGAUAGUCCGUGUCAUCUACCGAGAGACUCGCUGUUUUCGUGGUCCUCGGGAUUUUCAAACUUCACCGGCUUCGCAAAUUUGGCGUACUUCUUGCUUCUUCUUGGGGGACUACGUUUGUGCCUCGAAAAUUUACUGAAGUAUGGAAUUCGUGUUGAUCCCUCGCAAUGGUACAUCGUAUUGGCGAAUCAAGACGGAGUGUUUCCAUCGUACUACCCAUCUCUUCUUGUCCUGAUUUUGGGAACAAACUUGCAAGCACUUUUCGUCCUAUUUGUGGAGAAGCGCCUUGCUCAGUCACGAGGCUCUUUAGAUGGCUUCCUGCUUCCUUUUCUUCAACGCCUGGAAAUUUUCAGCCUGGUUGUGUACAUACUUGUACCCGUCGUUGCAAUGUAUCUAGAUCCUGAUGACUUCAGUCUGCUUGGCUCAACCGUGGUGUGUGGAACAUUUUCUGUGGUAUUCCUAAAGUUGUGGUCCUAUAUCCAGGUCAACUCUUGGUGUCGUAGGAAUUAUGCGGCAAAUGCGAAACGAAGGCGCCGAAGGCGGUCGUAUUCCAGGGGUGACCGAGCCAUAUCGCGACGUGAAGAGAGACUGGAGGAUUUGAAGACAAAGAAAAUCGUCGGAUAUCCCGAUAACCUUACAGUUGGUGAUCUGUACUACUUCCUCUUUUCGCCGACGUUAUGCUAUGAACUGAAUUUUCCGCGCACGGAGAGGAUACGGAAGCGUUUUCUCUGCAAAAGAAUCGCCGAAGUUGUUAUUGGGUUCCAUGUCACCCUCGGUCUCUUCCAGCAGUGGAUCGUUCCUAGCGUGAAGAACUCCCUGAUCCCUUUUUCGAAUAUGGAUUUCAUUCAUGCGAGCGAGCGCAUGCUGAAAUUGGCUAUUCCGAAUCAUUUGCUUUGGCUAGUUUUCUUUUAUGUUUACUUCCACGGGUUAAUGAAUAUUGCCGGCGAGGUUUUGAUGUUCGCUGAUAGAGAUUUCUAUGGCGAUUGGUGGAACUCCCCGAACAUCGGAUAUUUCUGGCGCACGUGGAAUUUGCCCGUUCAUCGUUGGGCCGUGAGAGGUUGCUUUGGCGGCUUCGAGGAAGAUUUAAAAGGCAGGAAGGUUUCCGAUGAACCCCAGCGCUUCGGCGGCGGCCGUCCGGUGCGCAUCUUCCGUAUUUUGCCGUGUCUUGAAAAUUUUGUGCAGUCUCAACGCGCAACUCCAAAUAGCAUCAUGAUUGGAUACACCCUUGUAGCAGCUGUGCUUGCGUUCUCCUUGGUUUCCUGGUCAUCAAAUGGACACACAAUUGAGAAACGCCAAGCCGUUGAUUGGCAAGACACAAAGGGGAUGAUCGAUGCCAUCACAAAAAUGUUCAACGGUGAGCUGAACUUCCCGCAAUACAACCCUGAGAAUCUGCCGAAGAGCAGCUUCGAUUGCGGAGCACAGCAACACGACGGAUAUUAUGCUGACGUGGAGCUCGAAUGCCAGGUUAGUGAUUGCGACGUAUCUGCGUUUCAGCGCAGUGCGAGAGAACAACUUUUUACCGGUCUGUCGUCUCGUCCCUUGACGUCGAAUAAUUGA
This is a messenger RNA of Notodromas monacha, 1782 nucleotides long. Lineage: Eukaryota; Metazoa; Arthropoda; Ostracoda; Podocopida; Cyprididae. The record is from the annotation of a GenBank genome assembly.